AUAAAUUUUCGGAUUCUAAGGCUACUACAGAAAUGAAAUUGCACCGAACGAAAUGUACAGCAAUAAUUCAGGAAGUAUUAGCACCUCAUUUUAAAGAUUCUUUGAGAAAUGAUAUUGGUGAUAAUUCGUAUAGCUUGAUUAUAGAUGAAUCUACUGAUGUUUCUGUUCGAAAAUAUCUCGGUAUUGUUGUUAAAUAUUUUAGCAGCAGUCGCAACGAAAUAGUUUCCACAUUCUUAGGGCUGGUUGAAUUGGAAUCUGCAGAUGCCGAAGGAAUAGUUUCGGCGUUAACAGCACAACUUGAAGCUUUUAAACUUGAUAAAAGCAAGUUAAUUGGAAUCGGAACAGAUAAUGCUUCGGUUAUGACUGGAGUAAACGCAGGUGUCCAUAAAAUAUUGCAGGAAAGGUAUGCUUUACCCAAUCUAGUGUUGAUAAGAUGUGUCUGCCAUUCGAUUCAAUUGGCAGUGUCACAUGCGUCAUGUGAGACUAUACCAAGAAAUAUAGAAUUUAUGAUAAGAGAAACUCACAAUUGGUUCAAGCUUUCACCGAAACGAAAAAACGAAUAUAAAAAUAUAUAUGAAGCGAUAAACUGUGGACAGGAGCCACUUAAGAUCUUAAAAGCUUGUGAUACACGAUGGCUGUCAAUUGAACCUGCGGUAACCAGAAUCUUAAGUCAAUGGAUAGAACUAAAAUUACACUUUCAAUUAAUGAGAACUCGUGAAAAUUGCUACCAAGCCGAAUUAUUAUAUAACAUGUACAACGAUGAAAGAAACAAAAUUUAUUUGCAGUUUUUGUGUGGAAUACUUAAUAAUUUACAAGGGGCAAUAAAAACUUUUGAAAACAAAAGUUCUGACCCAUGUCUGCUCUACAAUACACUACAUGAUUUGAUACGAAACAUGUGCACGAAAAUAAUAAUAGCGCAACCGGGAAUGCAAUUCGAAAGCAUUAAUGUGAAAGAACAUCUGUCUAUGUCACCAUACCUUGGUUAUUUAUUUGAGAAAGAGAUGAACGAGUCUUCAUUGAAUGAGGCUGAAAAAAAAGCAAUGAAGACGAGAACUGGGAAAAUACCGAAGAUACAGUGA
Molecule: messenger RNA, 1079 nt
Organism: Cydia pomonella (codling moth)
Lineage: Eukaryota; Metazoa; Arthropoda; Insecta; Lepidoptera; Tortricidae
Exons: 2
Coding region: 33-1079 (348 amino acids)
Source: RefSeq, a predicted model, not a curated record